Messenger RNA from Habropoda laboriosa, 654 nucleotides. RefSeq names its product ribonuclease P/MRP protein subunit POP5 (gene Pop5). Gene Ontology annotation, biological process: tRNA 5'-leader removal. NCBI's taxonomy places the organism in Eukaryota, Metazoa, Arthropoda, Insecta, Hymenoptera, Apidae. The record is from RefSeq and is a predicted model, not a curated record. The transcript has 5 exons. The coding region runs from base 155 to 607 and encodes 150 amino acids. Gene Ontology annotation, cellular component: ribonuclease P complex. Gene Ontology annotation, molecular function: ribonuclease P RNA binding.
AUUGUUGGAAAACAGUAUCGAAAAUAUCGUACACAUUCUAUACACGUGUGCAACUGUAUUAUUUGACAGCGACCUAGCGGAACCUCGCGUAUUGAAUAAUCGAAAGUAAUGCACGUGAGAACUUUGUACUUGGACGUGUUGCAUAACCUAAAACAUGGUUCGUUUUAAAAACAGAUACAUAACAUUUGAAAUAACUCUCGGUGAUAAGUCUGAUAGGCCAUUCCCGUUAAAAACCACAGCAUUAUAUUACGCUAUACAGCAGAAAGUACAACAAUUGUAUGGAGAUUUUGGUGCUGCUGCGAUAAAAGCUGGUUUUUCGGCAAAAUAUUGCAACGCACAUACGAGGAUAGCGUUAGUAAAAACUAGACAUGGUCCUCAUAAUUUUUUACUGAAAGCUAUCCCAACCAUAAAAGACAUAGCAGGACGUUCAGUGUCAGUAAAAAUAAUUUAUGUGGGAGCAACUUUAAAACACUGUUUCUACUUUAUUAAAAAAUAUCAACAACAAAAACUGGAAAAAGUAUGGAAUACUCUAAGAACCGAAAGAGAACGUAAAAACAUGGAAAACGCCUUAAUGACGUUAGUAUCAGCUAUGAAAGAUUAUACAUGAAAAAGAUUAUGUGUACAUAUGUACAAAUUUAAUAAAACAAUUUCCAA